Messenger RNA from Trichomycterus rosablanca, 1961 nucleotides. It is a transcript of the gene sccpdha.1, whose product is annotated as saccharopine dehydrogenase a, tandem duplicate 1. The coding region runs from base 23 to 1312 and encodes 429 amino acids. Gene Ontology annotation, biological process: glycolipid biosynthetic process. The record is from RefSeq and is a predicted model, not a curated record. The transcript has 12 exons. Lineage: Eukaryota; Metazoa; Chordata; Actinopteri; Siluriformes; Trichomycteridae. Gene Ontology annotation, cellular component: lipid droplet; plasma membrane; mitochondrion.
AUUAAUCUGAGGAAUCUUCACCAUGGCGGUCAGAAGUUCCAGCUCCGCUUCACAGCGACCCUAUCACCUGAUUAUCUACGGAGCUUCAGGCUUCACCGGCCGCUUCGUGCUGGAGGAGGUGGCGCGCUGUGCCGCGGAGGGUCCGGAGGGGAGGCUGAGCUGGGCCAUCGCGGGGCGGAACCGGGAGAGACUGGAGAGAGUCCUGAGGGAGAGUGCUGAGAUACUGGGGAAGCCCGAGCUGCAGUCGGAGGUGCAGAUCAUCGUGGCGGACGUGGAGGAUCCAGAGUCGUUAGAUGCCAUGUGUAAACAAGGACUGAUUGUUCUCAACUGUGUGGGACCAUACAGGUUCUAUGGAGAGCCGGUGGUGAGGGCGUGUGUGGAGAACGGGGCUCACUGUGUGGACAUCAGUGGAGAACCUCAGUUUUUGGAGGGGAUGCAGUUGAACUAUCACCCCCGGGCGGAGGACACAGGCGUGUACAUCGUGGGGAGUUGUGGCUUCGACUCCAUCCCGGCGGAUCUGGGUGUGCUUUACACCAGAGAGAACUUCAAAGGGACCCUGACGUCGGUGGAGAGCUUCCUCACAGCCACCUCAGGACCAGAGGGAGCUUCUAUCCAUGACGGGACGUGGCAGUCGGCGGUGUACGGACUGGCCGACGGCACCAAGCUGAAGAGCCUGAGGAAGAAAUUCAACCACAAACCGCUGCCCACGGUCGGAGCCAAAAUAAAACGGAGGGGUGCUCUGUUCUACAGUAAUGAGAUCCAGCAGUACUCUGUACCGUUUAUGGGAGCCGAUCCAUCAGUGGUGAAGAGAACACAGCGCUUUCUCACCGAGGAGUAUCAACACACUCCUGUUCAGUAUGGAGCGUACGCCGGUGUGGGUGGAAUCUCCUCCGCUAUUAAACUCAUGUUCGCCGGAUUCUUCUUCUACCUGCUCGUCAACUUCAGCUUCGGCAGGAAACUCCUGAUCAAGUUUCCAGAGUUUUUCUCUUUCGGAUAUUUCUCCAAGGCCGGUCCAACCAGGAAGCAGAUGGAAGGAUCUUCAUUCCAGUUUGCGUUCUAUGGUGAAGGUUACACUGAAGGUCAGGAUCCAUCUCAGGGGAAACCCGACGCCAAGAUCCGCACCCUCGUCCAGGGACCAGAGGCCGGGUACGUCGCCACCCCGAUCGCGAUGGUGCAGGCGGCUCUCACCAUCCUGAACGAACCCGAAAAUCUGCCCGAGAGAGGUGGCGUGUACACCCCCGGAGCCGCCUUCGCCAAGACCUCCCUCAUCAACCGCCUGGAUAAACACGGCAUCCAUUUCUCUGUGCUGUGAACACGCCGCAGUUACCUAGCAUUCCGCGGAGUAUGAGAUUAGCAUUGGCGCUAACCGCGAGUAAACAUCGUAACGUGUUUUUCUUUAAUCAAAAAUAAUUCUCGGGUUCAUCUGGCUUUGACUAGCAAAAGUAAAUUAGCCACGCGUAGCUGUGUUUAGCCUGUAAAGCUUCACAUUCCUGUAUAUUUUACACCAGCUCUGAAGGUUGAGGGUUCAAGUCCCACCGUUUGGUUUGUCAAUAUUGAAGCGACUCCAGAAUGUUUGGUCUGAUUGUGAGAGGUGUGACAAACAGUAGACUAGCAACACCCUUACAACCACCUGAGGUACUCAGAAUGUUAAUAAUUAACCAACAACCGUUUGAUUAACGCUAUUAGUUCAAAAUCAUUCAACUAGUUUCUGAUUUGUACCAUUAAUAUGAGCACAAGAAAUGUCAGCAGUUAUAAAACACAUAAAGAAUCAGGACAGGAGACGAGAAACACUCAGCAGGAAGGAUUUUAUUCUGUAUUUGAUGUUUUUGGGGGUCACGUGUUUGGUUUGUGUUUUUGUUGAGAGCUUCAGAAUGUUUGCAUGUUCUUCACUAAUGUUUGCACUAAUGAAUAAACCAGCUACUGUUAAAUAUAAAUAAAUAAAAGAUGAUUUUUGAGUCUGA